Cicer arietinum (chickpea) is the source of this 5485-nucleotide messenger RNA. Its product is annotated as protein argonaute 2-like. NCBI's taxonomy places the organism in Eukaryota, Viridiplantae, Streptophyta, Magnoliopsida, Fabales, Fabaceae. The record is from RefSeq and is a predicted model, not a curated record. Gene Ontology annotation, molecular function: RNA binding; protein binding.
AAAUUUUGUAUUAGUUUCUUACCCUGAUCACGUGAUUGCCCCAAUGGAAGCCGGUGACAGUUACGGCGGAAGAGGAACUCAGCAACCGACAGAGGAAGUAAGUCUUCAACCAGAAUGGAGACGCCGAACUGCCUCAUCCGGAAGAGAACAGAACCUUACUCUCCAACCAGAAUGGAGGCGAGGGAAACCAAUCGCUUCUCCUUCUCCUUCCGGUGCUGGCGACGAAGCUCAAAAGAAGGAAAAUGAACAAGAAAACGAAGUUCUCCUUCAACCAGAAUGGAGAAGCUCAAAACCUAAUGCAAGUAGUGUUUGGGAACCAGAAUGGAGACGAUCAAGGUCCACUGCUACUACUAGUACUACUUCUGCAUUUCCAUGGAAUCAAAAUUAUUCCGUAAGAAAACCUGUUGGAUCGAGUUCUGGUAGUGUUCAAAGAGAUAGUAGAAACUUUGAUCAAUCUUGGCGAAAUGCUCCACCAAAAGCAGGUUAUGCAGUUCCCAAAUUGGAAAGACUGCAAAUAUCGGACGAUUUAGCUGCGUCAUCUUCUGCACUUGAAAAAAAGGAUAAAACUUCGCCUAUUCUGAGACCUGACAAUGGUGGCACAUUAGCGGUUCUUACAAGCACACUCUGUGUCAAUCAUUUUCCUGUUAAGUUCAAUCCAGAGAGUAUAAUAUUUCAUUAUAAUGCUUCUGUCAAACCCAAGUUUUCCUCAAAAGUUGGCCAGCCUCGAAAGUUAACUAAUAAUGAUUUGUCCAUGAUUAGAGAAAAAUUGUUUUCGGAUGAUCCUGAGAGGUUUCCCUUAGACAUGACUGCACAUGACGGUGCAAAAAAUAUCUUUAGUGCGGUGCAGUUACCAGAAGAGACGGUUACUGUGGAGAUCUUUGAAGGAGAGGAUGAAAAGAUCACUUCAUAUAGUGUUACCAUAACACUUCUUAAUAAACUUAGACUUCGCAAGUUAAUGGACUAUCUUUGUGGACAUUCACUCUCUCUUCCUAGGGAUAUUCUACAAGGAAUGGAUGUGGUGAUAAAAGAGAAUCCCGCUAGGCGCACAAUUUCCGUAGGACGGCACUUCUAUCCCACAAAUCCUCCUUUGGUAAUGAAGGAACUUCGCCCUGGAAUAAUCGCAGUCGGAGGGUUUCAGCAUAGUUUAAAACCUACAUCUCAGGGUCUGUCCUUAUGUGUUGACUACUCGGUGGUGCCUUUCCGAAAGCAAAUGUCAGUCUUGGAUUUCUUACAUGAGCGCAUCGAUAACUUUAACUUGGGUGAAUUUGAAAAAUUCAGGAAAUAUGUUGAGAAGGUGCUUAUUGGAUUGAAAGUUAGUGUGACGCACCGAAAAUCUAAACAGAAAUAUAUCAUUGCAGGAUUAACGCCUGCAGUUACAAGGUAUGUCACUUUUCCCAUUGACUGUACUACGGGCUGGAAACUCUCAAAGGAUGUUAGUCUUCUUAGCUUUUUUAAUGAAAAAUAUGACAAGGACAUUGUAUACAAAGAUAUUCCUUGUUUAGAUUUAGGGAAAGGCAACAAGAAGAACUAUGUACCCAUGGAAUUUUGUGUUAUAGCUGAGGGCCAAAGAUAUCCAAAGGAUCGUUUGGAUGGUGUUUCUGCAAAGACAUUGGAAGCAAUGUCACUAGCUCACCCAAGUGAAAGGCAGGGUGCUAUACAGAAGAUGGUGCGAUCGCGUGAUGGACCUUGUGGCGGUGAUCUUCUUAAGAAUUUUGGAAUGAGAGUCAACACUACCAUGACAACCAUUCUAGGACGUGUAAUUGGCCCCCCGGAAUUGAAGUUGGGUGAUCCAAAUGGCAAGAUUGCCAAGAUAACAGUGGAUCUAGAUAAAUGUCAUUGGAACCUUGCUGGAAGAUCAAUGGUGGAAGGUAAACCAGUUGAGUAUUGGGGUAUUAUUGAUUUCACCAGCAUUGGGCCGUAUAGUAAGAAAUUAAGACGAAAGGAAUUCGUUGAAAAACUUAUUGGUAAAUACAAAACGUUGGGUAUUAAUAUGCAGGAGCCCAUUUGGUAUGAAGAAUCUUCAAUGAAGAUACUUGCAAGUUACGACUUGCUAUCUGAAUUACUUGAAAAAAUCAACAUUUGUAAAAAUAACCAAGGUCGUCUACAAUUUCUUCUCUGUGUGAUGGCUAAUAAGAGUCCAGGUUACAAAUACCUCAAGUGGAUUUCUGAGACCAAAGUUGGUAUAGUGACACAAUGUUGUUUGUCUUAUAGUGCUAAUCAAGGGGAUGACAAAUUCUAUACUUAUUUGGCUCUCAAGAUCAAUGCCAAGCUUGGAGGCAGUAAUGUAGAGCUCAAUAAUAGGCUCCCUUAUUUCAAGGGUGACGAACAUGUUAUGUUUAUAGGGGCUGAUGUCAAUCACCCUGGUUCUCGGGACAACAGGAGUCCAUCAAUUGUUGCUGUGGUUGCAACCGUUAAUUGGCCCGCUGCAAAUCGUUACGCAGCACGUGUUUGCCCACAAUUCAAUCGAAGUGAAAAAAUAUUAAAAUUUGGGGAGGUUUGCGUUGAGCUUGUUGGUUGUUAUGAGAGGAUGAAUGGAGUCAGGCCACAAAGAAUUGUUGUUUUUCGUGAUGGGGUGAGCGAGUAUCAGUUUGACAUGGUUCUUAAUGAAGAGCUACUAGAUUUGAAGAGAGUGUUCCAAAGAUUAAAUUACUUCCCAACAAUUACUCUUAUUGUAGCACAAAAAAGACAUCAAACUCGAUUUUUUCCAAAUGGUUGGAAGGAUGGAUCUUCCAGUGGAAAUAUUUUACCAGGAACAGUUAUUGACACAAAAGUUAUACACCCCUUUGAAUUUGACUUUUACCUUUGUAGUUACUAUGGAAGUCUAGGUACAAGCAAGCCCACUCACUACCAUGUUUUAUGGGAUGAGCACAAGUUUACAUCUGAUGAAUUGCAGAAACUUAUAUAUGAGAUGUGCUUCACCUUUGCAAGGUGCACUAAACCUGUGUCUUUAGUCCCUCCUGUGUAUUAUGCUGACCUUGCUGCUUAUAGAGGGAGAUUAUACCACGAAGCAAGGACUGGGAUGCAAUCUAAGAAGUCAAGAGCAUAUUCAUCUUCUAAAGAUUCAUCACCGGUUCCAUCAACAGCUUCGUUUGAACAGGGAUUUUACAGGUUGCAUGCUGACCUGGAAAACAUAAUGUUCUUCAUCUAACGGAUCUAUCAUCCACUCUUACGGAAGCUGGGAAAAUCUUAUGACCUCUCCUAUCUACAUAUAUACUGUGUCUUCUGCUUUUCUGCUUUUUUCUACUCAAAACAGUGAAGUAGUUUGUGUGUGAAUAUAAUGGCUUAUGAGUUUUGAAACAAUCUUCUGUUUCCUAUCAUACCUUUCCAUUUUAGAGGAACUUUAUUCCCAGGAAAAUUGGGGCUCCAAUCAAUUGGUAACUCUGGAGCUCAAAGCUAGAUCUUCAAAUAAGCUCAUAUUUUAGGUGCUCCUUUUCUCUUCCCGUCAGGGACGGACUGACAUUGUCCCCAACAUGGGACAGGGCCCCUCCAGCUUUUCUAAUUUUUUUUCAUUACAUACUAUAUAAUAUAGUUAUUAUGACAAGUAAUGAAAGCUAUAUAAGUGUUGAGAUCAUUUUGAGAGAAGCUAGAGCAAGGUGAAAUGACAUAUAUAAGUCUGUUUGGUUGAUGGGAAUGGAGAGUUUGGCAAAUUUUUAAGUUUCUUUUUAUGAAUAAUAAAUAACCUUUUUAGUAGCAUAAAAAAUAAUAGAAGUGGUUAUGAUUUAUGAAUAAAAAAACUAAUUGAUAUGAAGAGUUUAUCAUAUUUUUUGACUAAUCGCUAAAAAGAUUAGUGUAGAUUCAAUUAUAGAUGAUUUUUUUGUGAUAUACAUGAGAAACGGUAUGUGUUUUGAAAGAAUAUUAAUGUAGUUAGCUGAUAUAAAUAUAAUAUUUUCUUUCGAUAUAUAUAUUUGUUGGAUAAAUCUUUUAAAUAUAGUUGGCCACCCCAGCAAUCUAAUCUUGGUUGCGCCCCUGCUUCGCGCACCUCCUAUAUCUUGAGGUAUGUCCUGCCUUAUUAGCAUCAUGUUUCAUUCCUAACAUGUUUGAAGAACAUUACUUCCUAGUAUCAUGCUACUGAAAAUUGGGAAUCUGUUUUUUCUUUCUUGAUAUGAUACUGUUAUAUGCUUGGAGGAACUCAAUUUCCCUAGCUGUCUCCUAUAUUCAGUUGUUUGUUCAGUUUCUAAUUUCUAUGUGUUGUCUUAGUUUAUUCUGAUUUGGCAAUCAUGCUACUCUUUUAGAUUUAUUAUUUUUUUACAUGAACACUUUUCUUGACUUGUAUGCCACAGUUAUAGUAUGUAUUCCAUACCUUGGAUUGAUUUGUUUGAUUCCUCAACAUCAGCAUUUUUCAGGUUUUCUGGAAUUUCAAGAAUCACUUGACAGGAUGUACCUUAUACGAAAAAUGCAAUACUUUUUUUAACCCAUAGAGAGUUUUUUUCUCGUUACAACGGCUACAGCAUAUUGAAUUUCAAAUCCUCUUGCAUAUUGCAUAAUUAUCUCAUGAUUGAUUAUCUAAUUGUGUUUCAAUUGGUUGUGUUUUUAAGAUGAGGCUCAAUGCAGUACAGUCUGUGAGGAUGAAUGCAGUACUUCUAUAAUGCAUCUAGUGGCAAGUCUGUUCUUUUUCAAUUGGUUUUACUUGUCGUUGCUUCUUGUUAGCUGUUGUGUCUGCAACGCCUACUGGCUACUGCUCUUUGUUUGGAAGAAUUAGGUUUUAGUUUAUACAAUUAACUCUUAUUAGUACUAGACCACUAGUUGUGAAGGUGUGAAAUGCAUUUUAAGAUAUUAUAACUGAUUUGGUAGCUACUGUAACAAAAGUCUGUAUUUACUAUUUAGUCUCUAUAAUCCUCAACCAACACCUUUUGAUCUUAAACUAAUGCAAGACCAAUGUGGUGUCACGUGUAUCAUUCAAACUCGGCAACAGGAUAAGAACCCCACAAUCCACGCAGAUAAACCUCUUACAAACAGGACAUCGAUACAAGAAUUGUCUGACUUACCAGAUGAACUGUCAUUUGCCGAUAAACACGCAGGAAUCGAGGACAACCGAGACUCAACGUUAUUUGCUUCUGAAAGGGCUUUCUCCAGAGAUUCAAAGGAGGUAAGCGGAAGCAAAUAGUUGCACUCAGGUGCAGAGAUACAAUAUCUGCAUCCUGGUUGACGACAUCAUAUAGGGACUUGACAACAUUGUACUUUACUGUCAGCAUAGGACCUCAAGCAAUAUGAAUAGAACAUGUGUGAACAUUUUAAGGUAAUCAUCAUUGACAAUGGCUUGUUGUCUCAACAAAUAGAACAUUUCUUGAGUAACCUUUCACCAUUUAGUGGAAAAGUGACAAGUCCCAUAGCUACUUUAGCCAACUGCAGUGGCUGCUGAUCAAUGCUUGGUAAAAGCUUCAGAUCAAAAGUUUCAAACUAAUAGCUGUAAAUUCAUAUCCAACUUUAAAAAUAAUAGCCAUAAAUUCAAGAUCAAGGUGGUGUCACGUACAUCUAACCUCCUUUU